Molecule: messenger RNA, 4150 nt
Organism: Microbotryum saponariae
Lineage: Eukaryota; Fungi; Basidiomycota; Microbotryomycetes; Microbotryales; Microbotryaceae
Source: the annotation of a GenBank genome assembly
AUGAAUCGGGAAGACGUGGACUGGCUCUGUCGCGAGUCGUCACCGCUCUCACCGCUUCCUUCGUCGCAGGAAGACGCCGACGCCGACGAUGGCGAUGGCGAUGACGAGACCGUCGCACUGUCGCCCACCGCGCUGCGCUCGCCUCGAUCGCCGUCCCCGAAUAAGGUUGGUGCUGGUGCGACCGAGCACGAGCACGACACGGAUCUACGAGCCUCGAAGCGACCUCGGAUGUCGACAGAGUCGGAGUCCUCUGUGCCUUCGCUCCAAUUAGCUCGGGAUGCCACACCUCCCCCUGACCAAGCACGUGACAACGACGCUCAACAAGUCUCCGCGUGUCGACGCGACGAAGCAAUGUCAAUCACUCCGCACGCGCCACCGAUUGCGACCAUCGACACCGCUGUGACGACAAUUCCACCUCGUACGGACGAUGCAUACCUUCAACAACAAUACAUGCCCGCGAAUGGUGCCGCUCUGAUGCUUCAAGACCGCGUCGUCGAAGCUGUGUCGUCGUGGAUCAACGAACCCUCGUCAAUGGUGUUGACUUCCUAUGGGGCAUCGCAAGAGGUCCGACAGCUACAACAAGAACUCGGAUCGCAGGACCUCGAUGAUUGGACACCGUCUUCUCAGGCUGUGCCAUCUUCACCGGCCAUGGCAGAUCUCGUAUCAGGCUGUGAUCCAGCUACCGACGAGACCAGCGCCGAUGAUUCGGGCGUCUUUGUGAUGGAGCCGGACUGCGCAGAGGACGACGGCGAAAACUGUGUUGGAAAUGAUUAUGCAGAAGAAGCAGAGCCUGUAGGAGUGGAUGUGGAAGCUGAAGCAGAAGUGGAAGCAAGCGCAAUCGCCGAGGCCGUGGAUGACGAGAUGGAAGAUUACGAGGGCGACGACAUGUGGGACACCGCGAGACUGGACGACCUAGAUGGGGAACUCGGUCUCUUUCAACCGACAACAAAGCCGAUCACGGUGGGGAAGGAUAAAGGUCGAGCGCAAGACGUGGACGACGACGAACCCUAUCUCGAGGAAGAGAACACGGAGGAGCAAUUGCGCCAAUUCGGAUUCGGCCACGUCCCACUAGGCUUCCAAUUCGCCAACUCUCAGGCCCAAGACUUUUCGGUAGGCACAUUCGUAUUCCGCAGUAAAGCUAUGCCGAAAGAGAUCUCAAAGGCCGAGCUCGACAGAAUCAAGGCGUUGCUCGAUGCCGACGACGAGGACGAUCAAGGCGGCGAACAGCCGACAACGCAACGACCAGUCAUUGCCACUCGCGAGCUUCCAGCGUUCGUCCCACCCAUGCUCAACAGACCCGGCGGCCGAACACAAGGCACGGAUCGCCCACGCGAGAUGGCAAGCAAGGUGCCAGUUUCUACCCCACAGUUUGCUCGGCCGCUGAUCGCCCCGACGUCACAAGCGCCAAACCUACCGCCGUCGUCUCUUCCCCUGACGCCACACACCGCAUCGAUGGCCCCUUCGAGCGAUGUCUUCGGUUCCGGAUCACGGUCGGCCGCACCACUCGCCUUGUUCUCAAGAGCGAAUGGUCGACCCCUCCCAGCCCCUUCAGAAGACGCUCUUCAGGUAUCUCGCGCGAUGAUGGAAUUCUCUCCGCCCCGAGCACGCCCGUCUUCCCGCGGCAUAACUUCACCGAACCCGAAUCACAAGGUGGAUACACCGACCAAGGUUGGCCGUCGAUCUCCAUUACUUUCUAUUGAAAAUGGCUUCGCUCCCGCUAGGGCAGUAUUACCAUCAUCGAGUAUCGCAACGGCCGAGGUCGAGUUGCCGACCGUCUCUCCGUCUCCAAAGGUGCCUUCGCCGGUAUCGACUGCGCAAGUCGCCACACCACAGCCCAUCCGGACUUCCAUGCGUCCAUCCUCCGCCUUUCGACCACCGUUCCUAGGUGGUCCCACGGCCGUGAUAUCUACCCCAGCCGGUGUCAAGACUGCACCAGCGAUGCGUCGAUUAAACCUCGGUAUGACUCCUCGCGCGCGAGUUGGGGUGAAGAGGUCGCCCGUCCCCAAGUUUACGACGCCGUUCAAAAAUGGCAAGCGUCCCGAGGGCCUCACGCCUGCCGGUAUCGCUCGAGUUGACCGGACACCGGCAAAAGCUCAGGGGUCCAACGUCGCGAGGGCUACACCCAAGAUCAAUAACAUUCAGUCGGCAGCGACCGAGGUGGUACGGCGGCGCAAUACCAUGAGCGUCUUUGAUUUCAGCGCACCCAAGGAACCAAGACAAAGUCUGCGGGAGUUUGGUCUGUACCCUGGAACGGUUGAUGAAGCAACUCUUCGCGCCCUUGAUAUGUGAGUCUUGUCCAAAGCGGCAACAAGAGCUUAAGUGAGCCAGUUCUGACCCGGCUCGGACCACCCACAGACCUCUGGAUAUCAUCCAAAUGGACCACAUGCGCGCUGAAAAGUAUGCGUUCCCAGGCGGACUCGGUGCUGCGCAAGCCCUGCAGUCGCUUUUUUUCGCCGGUUGCGAUUACGCCACUUUGCCCUGGGUCGCCAACCAUUGGUCGCUCGUCGUCUGGAAACUCGCCUCGUACGUUCGUGUCGAGCCGACGAUGUACAAGCAGGCCGAGUGGUGGUCUUUCCAAGCUGCAAUCCGCCAGUUGAAGUAUCGCUAUGAACGCGAGAUAAAUCAAGCCCAACGGUCCUGCAUCAAGCGCAUACAGGAGCGGGACUCGAGCAGCUCGUUGCCGAUGGUGCUGUGCGUGUCCAAGAUACGUUAUGGGGAUCCGAACUCUUUCGGCGACGAGGUGGAAGAGAGUCAUACUGGCCGCAUGGAUGUUGCUGGACUCGAGUUGACGGACGGCUGGUAUCGGAUACGAGCCAAUGUUGACGCGACGCUGAAGAGCGCAGUCGAGAGGGAGAAAGUCAAAGUUGGAAGCAAGAUUGCUGUUUCAGGUGCCAGGGUGAGUCGAUCGAUAGAAAAACCUCGUCAUUUUGAGCGAAAUCUUUCCCACUCAGACUGACUCGGGGUCUCACGUUAUUUACUCAAUUAGCUUGAAAAUUCUUCCGAGGGAAUCGACGUACUAGAAGCUUUGUAUACCACCUCGCUCGCCAUCACCGGCAACUCUACCUCUCUCGCACGAUGGGACGCCCGGCUGGGCUUCACCGGCCAUGCCUUUACGGCCACACUCCGAUCGCUUAGUUCCGCAGGAGGCGUCGUGCCCCUUCUCGACGUCAUCGUCGAACGAGUCUUCCCUCGUGGAUACAUCGACGCGGGAAAAGGAUCAGGGGGUGAGCCAUGGAAUGAGGCGGAAGAACGACGGCGACAAGAGGAAUGGCUGGUGAGUUUCGCACCAAACCAGAUCUCUUGUCAUCUGAGACUUAUGCCAAGCGGUUCCUUUCGAACAGAAUGGAAGCGCUAAAGCUCGGAACGGAGGUGACAAGGCCGCCAAGGCGAUGGCGUUGUGGGAUGAGUUGACGGACAUGCUCCGUGAAGCGGCUGAGACAAGCAACAAUGGUCCGGAGACGGCUCGGUCUUCGUCAGGUGCGUUCCAUUCUGCCCAAAGAGAAUAGUUCGAAGACUGACGGACGGCUUGGCUUUCCAGAUGAUCACGAUCCGGACGAGGUCUUGGAUCGGCUUAAAGAGGCAGCGUCCCGUAUUCAACGGGCCAACAUUGUUCGUCGUUUAUCGUCUCAACACGUUACCUCGUGUUUGGACAAGUUGGCGGAGCGGGCUGAAAUAGCCAAGGAAAGACGGUCUCGCGGCUAUGACGUGGACGAAUCGGUGAGUAUAUCUAGGCCUGUACGAUGACCUGUCCUUGGGCCGAUACUUCCGUUCGACCUCUCAGCAGAUGCAACGUGCUCCACGAAACGUUCGAAGCUUCCGCGUCAUUCGCAUUCGGGAUGCUCUUGUCACGGACGAGACGAAAUCGCAGCGCACUGCACAACUCACGGUGUGGGACUGCGACCACCUUGGCGAUGACUUCUUGCGGGAGGGAAAACGAUAUAUGGUGAGUCACGACAUAUACUGCGUAUCGAGUACAUGGCUUAUGAAUGAUCGGGCCCAUCACAAUCGCAACCAGAUCUCGAACGUUGUACCAAAAGGCGUGUGGAAUUUGCGCAGCAGCGAAAUCACCCUCUCGACACGCAAGGAUGCGAAAUGGAAACGAUUAGCCGCCUCGGGCGUUCCCAUCGAUGACGAUGUAGACUCUCUCUGA